GACAGAGAGAAAGCCACAGAGCAGGAGGGUGUGCGGAGCAGAGCCAGAGCUUAGAGAGACCCAGUGAGGGCGGGUGCAGGCAGAGGCAAAGCCAGUGAUCGCAGGCGCCUGCGACCCCCGGAUUCCAGGGCACUACCGGAGUUCAGAAGAGCACCGGGCUACCGGCCAAGAGGUGGUGCGGGGCUCGGGGGUGAACACUCGCCCAGGUGCUCGCCGGUGAGGUGACCCCAGACUCCGAGUGGCUCCGUGCCCAGGUGCUCGCCUGGGAGGUGGCUCGGGGCUCCGGGUGGCUACGUGUCUAGGUGCUGGCCCAGGGGGUGGUGUGGGGUUCUGGCCAUGGCGACAGGGGCUAGGGGUCGCUGGGCUGCCGCGUCGCCUAGGGGCUAAGUCAGCAGUGGUCUGCGCCAUGGCGGCGCGGGGUUGCGGGCCCUGAGCGCCAGCUUCGGGCGCGCACCAUGAACUCGUGGGACGCGGGCCUGGCGGGGCUGCUGGUGGGCACGAUCGGCGUGUCGCUGCUGUCCAACGGGCUGGUGCUGCUCUGCCUCCUGCACAGCGCUGACAUCCGCCGCCAGGCGCCAGCUCUCUUCACUCUCAACCUAACGUGUGGCAACCUGCUGUGUACCGUGGUCAACAUGCCACUAACACUGGCCGGCGUCGUGGCACAACGGCAGCCGGCCGGGGACCGCCUGUGCCGCCUGGCCGCCUUCCUCGACACCUUUCUGGCCGCCAACUCCAUGCUCAGCAUGGCCGCGCUCAGCAUUGACCGCUGGGUGGCUGUGGUCUUCCCGCUGAGCUACCGUGUCAAGAUGCGCCUCCGAGACGCUGCCUUCAUGGUGGCCUACACGUGGCUGCACGCGCUCACCUUCCCGGCCACUGCGCUCGCCCUGUCCUGGCUCGGCUUCCACCAGCUGUAUGCCUCGUGCACACUGUGCAGCCGGCGGCCGGACGAGCGCCUGCGCUUUGCUGUCUUCACUAGCGCCUUCCAUGCGCUCAGCUUUCUGCUCUCCUUCAUCGUGCUCUGCUUCACGUACCUCAAGGUGCUCAAGGUGGCCCGCUUCCACUGCAAGCGCAUUGACGUGAUCACCAUGCAGACGCUUGUGCUGUUGGUGGAUAUCCACCCCAGUGUGAGGGAACGAUGUCUGGAGGAACAGAAGCGGAGGCGACAGCGUGCCACCAAGAAGAUCAGUACCUUCAUAGGGACCUUCCUCGUGUGCUUUGCACCCUAUGUGAUUACCAGGCUGGUGGAACUCUUCUCCACGGUGCCCAUUGGCUCUCACUGGGGUGUGCUGUCCAAGUGCUUGGCCUACAGCAAGGCUGCUUCUGACCCCUUCGUCUACUCUUUGCUGCGACACCAAUACCGCAGGAGCUGCAAAGAACUUCUGAACAGGAUCUUCAACAGACGCUCCAUUCACUCUGUGGGCCUCACAGGUGACUCUCACAGCCAGAACAUUCUGCCAGUGUCAGAAUGAAGGACCGCUCUCCUGUUGGGGCGUUCAGAAUGAGGUGGCCAGAGCAGAGGGAGGUGGUCUGGGACUCCUCGGUGGACAAUAACUGCCACCAUUGCCUGGUGAUUGCUGUGAUGCUGACGUAUGAGCAAGAUCUGGGGCCUGCUUCUUGGAUCUUCCAGGGUAGAUGUCAGACUGUCCCUAUUUGUCACCAAAGGAUGGCCAUAGGCCACACCCUGGCCUUUCUUUCUGAGAGUGUUUUGAGUGCUUAGACUCACCAAAGGCCUCCCAGAGGAUGGUAGGCCAGUUAGUGUCAAGGACACAGAGUGCUGGGGGCAGGUGUGGGGCACGAUACCCACCUGUUUGCUAACUACUGGUCAUGAGGCUCCAUGCUCCCAGGGACAUUUUAGUGAUGCUGAAAGUGAGGCUGUCUGUGGCCAUCUGGCUCCAGAUCUACUAUGGCAUCUCUUUUCCCCCUUGGUAGUCUUUGCUGCUGUAACCCAAAUAUUAUCCAGCUGGUGCCAACUACAUUAUGAUCAGCUGAUACCCUUGGGCCCUGAACUCAAUGGGAACAUGUUUAACAACAAGUUUGCUGCCUACCAGUUGUCUUAGGAAUGAUAGAUUGGAUUCAAUUUUUGUUCCUCUUCCAUCAAACUAAUGUUUGUAUUGACAAUCUUCGCAUGAAAGCGGUCUCAAUAGACAGGUCUUAGAUAAUGUUAGAUUCCAUGAAAUCUGAGCAGGAAGUCACCUUCUUCUGAUUUGCAUGCCAUAUGUAAGGGAGCCCAGGAAAUAUGGAAGCAGGAAGAUGGUGGCUGGUCUGUCCUACCUCCACAUCUGGGAUCUGAGUUGGUAGGGAGUACUUCCUCUUGUCUUAGACUCUUGUCCAUCGUAUCCUAGGAGCUGACUUGAACAGGGAUGCAGUCUUAGUUUUCAGAUACUGGGUUCCAUUAUUCGAGUGGUUCACUACCCUCAUUCUGCAAUUUUGUCUUGAGAAAGCAAGAGCUAUCCAAGGUCACUACAAAAGUGCUCUGUGCCACUGACGAGAGUGUAGCUAGUAUAGGAUGCCGUUCCUGUAAUAUACAUGUCAGUCCAUUGGGAGCCAUUGUCUUAGUCUCAUUAAAAACCAAGAUAAGGACAGGAGAAAAAGCUUAGCCAGUAAAGUGCUUACUGUGCAAGCAUGAAGGCCUAGUCCAAUCCCAAGAACCCAGAUUAAAAGCAAACUGAAUAUUGUGGUAUGCACCCAUAAUCCUAGCACUGGAGAAGAGAGAGAGUGACUCCAUAGAACUCACUGGUCAGCCAAGAUUUAGCUGAAUAGGUUAUAGGCCAGUGACAGAUCUCAGAAAAGAACAAGGUAGAUGGCAGCUUAGAAACAAUACCUGAGGUUGACCUCUGGCCUCCACAUUCCUGUGUGCCUGAAUGUGCACACACAUGUGAGCACACUCACUCGGCCCAUGCCCCCUCACUGUCUCAUUAUCAUUUCAGACUCGCUUGAGAAUGCUCAGAGCAGUUGUGUCGGAGCCCUGUAAGUGACUCCUAUGGGUGGGAAGGGUGGAGAGUCAUAAGUAUAAAAUCAUAAGUAUCACUCUCUUCUUAUAGCUCUGCACAUCCUAGUCUCAGAAGAAUAGGCUAUCCACCAGGCAGCCCCAGUAGUUAAAGGCAGACAAAUGUCUGCUUGUCUAUUUGAAAAGAUGGCCUAUCAUUAACUCUUGGCAAUUCAUUUAGAAAACAACUCCACCAGGCCUAGUGUUGCCAGGCUUCAGAGUUUCCAUGGAGACCAGAAUGGCGAUAAUUGUAACAUCUAAGGAGGCUUUAAUAGCCUCCCAUUGCUGGGAGAGGUAUGCUCACACCCGCCUUGUUAGAGAAAAAGAACCUGGGCAUCAGAGGGGACUUGCCAGGACACUUGUUUGGACUUUGUCUCCAGCUCUCCCCAGGUAGUCUUCUGGGGGAAUCUGGUAAGGUAUACCCCCUCCCUCCUGUGAUGAAGGAUGUUACACUGGUGGCUUAAAAUUAACCAUGGUGGAAGUUUUUAUACAUUCAGAAUACCUAAGUGUUAUAAAUCAGGCCUUCUCCCCAGAAAGAUGAUUGUCACCCAUCUACCAGCACAACACUGCCACGCAUUUGUUUCUGGAAUGAAACUCUCCUGGUUCAGAAUCCAUUUGGCCCCAUCUAUCCUAAAUCACAAUAUUCACUUCUAUAGCUUUCCUAGUAAUAAGCAGUUGCCUACCCUCUGUUAUUCCAACACUCAAAGUGCUAUCGAAGUUCAAAUCAAGCAGGAGGCUAAGGCAGCACGCACAAAUACUGCUAAAGUUCGGCAGAGGGUGACUGGAGACCCAAAGGGUGGGGUCCGUAGACAGGCAAAAGCAAGUCAUGACAUCCACUUCCCCUGUGUCACGUUGAAAGGAGAGUAAACCUGCAAAUCCUUUCUCUGCUUCCUCUGUAUAGG
Molecule: messenger RNA, 3888 nt
Organism: Arvicanthis niloticus (Nile rat)
Lineage: Eukaryota; Metazoa; Chordata; Mammalia; Rodentia; Muridae
Gene: Gpr26
Product: G protein-coupled receptor 26
Biological process (GO): adenylate cyclase-activating G protein-coupled receptor signaling pathway
Cellular component (GO): membrane
Molecular function (GO): G protein-coupled receptor activity
Source: RefSeq, a predicted model, not a curated record